Leopardus geoffroyi (Geoffroy's cat) is the source of this 5148-nucleotide messenger RNA. RefSeq names its product EH domain binding protein 1 like 1 (gene EHBP1L1). The transcript is spliced from 20 exons. Gene Ontology annotation, molecular function: protein binding. NCBI's taxonomy places the organism in Eukaryota, Metazoa, Chordata, Mammalia, Carnivora, Felidae. The coding region runs from base 293 to 4735 and encodes 1480 amino acids. The record is from RefSeq and is a predicted model, not a curated record.
CCGCCCGCCUUCCGACGGGGGUGCGGCUCCAGGAAACGGCGCGCUCGCCGCUCAGCGCUCCAGCGACCCGACGCGCCCCGGACAACCCGCCGACUCAGCCGGACCACCCGGCGGGCCCCAGCGGCCUCCCCGGGGAGAUCGGCCCCGGGUCCGAGCCUCGGACAUCUCCGACGGACGGGACGGGCGGCUCGGAUAGCAGCCCCGGAGGCCAUGGGGACCCAGGGCCGGCCAGCGGUCUCGGGCCAGCGGGAGCCCAGAGUCUGAGGAUCCGGCGGCGGGGGCGGCGGGGGCCAUGACCUCGGUGUGGAAGCGCCUGCAGCGCGUGGGCAAGCGGGCCGCCAAGUUCCAGUUUGUGGCCUGUUACCACGAGCUGGUGGUGGAGUGCACCAAGAAAUGGCAACCGGAUAAGCUGGUGGUGGUAUGGACCCGGCGGAACAGACGCAUCUGCUCCAAGGCCCACAGCUGGCAGCCAGGCAUCCAGAACCCAUACCGGGGCACCGUGGUGUGGAUGGUGCCAGAGAAUGUGGACAUCUCUGUGACCCUAUACAGGGACCCUCACGUGGACCAGUACGAGGCCAAAGAGUGGACGUUUAUUAUUGAGAAUGAAUCCAAGGGGCAGCGGAAGGUGCUGGCCACCGCAGAGGUGGACCUGGCCCGCCACGCGGGGCCCGUGCCUGCCCCAGUCCCCCUGCGGCUGCGGCUGAAGCCCAAGUCGGUGAAGGUGGUGCACGCGGAGCUGAGCCUCACUCUCUCGGGGGUUCUGCUGCGCGAGGGCCGUGCCACGGACGAUGAUAUGCAGAGUCUCGCGAGCCUCAUGAGCGUGAAGCCUAGUGACGUGGGCAACCUGGACGACUUCGCUGAGAGUGACGAGGAGGAGGCCAAUGGUCCAGGUGCCCCUGAGGCACGGGCUCGUGUCCCCCAGCCAGGCCGGGGCGGUGCCCUGAGGCUGGGGCGUUUCCCAGAUCCCCCUCGGGAGCUGAAGACACUUUGUGAGGAGGAGGAGGAGGGCCGGGCCCAGCACCAGCAGGCAGCUGCCAACCCCUCUAGUGUGGAGAAUACCAGCCCGGCCCCUGUGAGUGCCCCUGCGCCCCCAGCCAGGACCUCCCAGGGCCAGGGGUCUGAAAGAGCUACUGUAGCAGGGGGCCAGGUGGGCCUCAAGGCCCCAAGGCCCCCGGGAACCCCACCAGAGAAGAGGUCUUCAAGACAGCCAGGCCAGGAGGUGGCCCCCACCCCAGCCCCUCGGCUCCGGAAAGGCUCUGAUGCCCCCUGGCCCCUAGUCCCCCAAGGGGAAGAUGAGGCUCCCAAAGCCUCAGGGGAUCCCCCGGCAGGAGUGCGUUCUUCUGGGCAGGCCCGGGCCCAGGAAAGCCCGCAGGAAGGGACAGAGGCUCAGGGAGCCAGGCUGGCCCCAGGCAUUGAGGGUGGAGGCUCCAGAGACUCUUUGGGGGGGCAGAAACCUAAGGUUAAGGGGAGGAGCGCUGGGGAUAGGCGGGGGGCUGGGGGGACGGACACUGAGCAGGAGUCAGGAGUCAGAGAGGUGAACACUAAGAGGUCAGACGUCAGAGCCGGGGAGGCUGAAGAGAGUUUAGAAGGGAGUCAAGUGGAUGCUGAGCAGAUGUCAAAGGUGAGACAUGUGGACACUGAGGGACCAGAGGCUGUAGGGGUGAUGUCUGAGGCAAGAUUCAAGGGGACUCCCGAGGCUCCUCCAAGGGGCUCUCAGGGGAAGACAGGGGUCAGGACCAGGGAUGAGGCUCCCACAGUCCUGAGCCCACCCCCAGCAGACCCUGCAGGGCACACCAGGCAUCUCGGUGACCUCAGUGGGGCCAGGGCUGCUGCAGGCCAGGAGAGAGAGGGUGCAGAGGUGAGAGGCAGAGCCCCUGGUGUUGGGGGGACAGGCCUGGAGCAGGGUCCCCCUGUUGGAGCAGCAAGCACCAGGCCCCAGGUGAGCGGGUACCAGGGAGCCCCGCCAGCAACUGGCCAGGGGGUGAUGUCUAGGGAUCUGGGGGUCUGGGAGGCAGAGACUCGGGAUUCAAGGGUCCUGGGAACAGAGACGGGGGUGGCAGAGUCAGAGGUACUGGGGACCCAGGAGACCGAAGUGGAGGGAUCAGGGUUCCCAGAGAUAGAGAUGGGGACAGCAGAAGCCAAGGCGUUGGGGGCCCAGGAGACACAGAUCGUGAGAUCAGGGGUCCUAGAGUCGGAGGCUGCUGGGAUGGCAGAGUCUGAGGAACUGGGAGCCCAGAAAACAGAGGCUGAGGGUUCAGGGUUUCUGGGGACAAAGACUAGGAAUGCAGAGACUGAGAUAGUGGGGACCCAGGAGAUAGCUGGUGGUUCAGGGAUACUGAGGAUAGAAGCUGAGAUAGCAGAAUGUGAAAUGUUGGGGGCCCAGGAGACAGAGGUGGGAGGUUCCCGGAUGCCAGAGAUAGAAGCUGGGACGGCAGAGGCUGAGAUAUUGGAAACCCAAGAGGCUGAGGUGGGGGGUUCCGGGAUAAAAUCUGAGAUAGCAGGGACCCGGGAAACAGAGGUAGGGGGCUCAGGGAUCCCAGGGUUUGAGACUGAGACAGCAGCAGCUGAGAUACCGGGGACCCAGGAGAUAGAAGCUGGGGGUUCAGGGGUUCCCAGGAUAGAAAAUCAGAUAGCAGGAGCCCUGGAGACAGAGGUGGGGGAUUCAAGGGUUUCAGGGCCAGGAGUUGGAAGGGCAGAGGCUGAGGGACUGGGGACUCAACAGACAGAAACGACAGUUUUAGAGGCUGAGAAGGACAAGGCUAAGACUUUGGGGGUCCAGGAGGCAGAGACUGGGCUCUGGGAGACUCUCCAAUAUGAAGCUUUGCAGGAUUCCAUCACGAAGCGUGGAGUUUUAGGGCCCCGGGGAGCAGAGGCAGAGACCACAGUUUUGAGGGCCCAGGAGGCAGAAGCUGAGGUGCUGGGAGUUGCAGAGGCCAAGUCUGGGGCUUGGGGGGCCCAGGAAGCAGAGACGGAGAUUUUAGGGCCUCCAGAGAACGAAUCUGGUAUUUUUGAGGCCGAGGAAGCAGAGGCCGGGUUCUCAGGGACUGAGCAGGGACAAGAGGCUGAGGGAAACCUCCCGGAGGCCAGCCUGAUUGAGGUGCAGGUGGCCAGCGGGGCAGGGGCUGGGGUGCCCAAGCCCUCGGGGGCCUCUUCCCCAGAGGAGCCUGAAGAGGACGGGAGGCUGCCAGGCAGCCAGGCACCACGUGCUCUGGUCAGCUCCAGUCAAUCCCUGCUGGAGUGGUGCCAGGAAGUCACCGCUGGCUACCGUGGUGUCCGAGUCACCAACUUCACUACAUCUUGGCGCAACGGCUUGGCCUUCUGUGCCAUCCUACACCGAUUCUACCCAGACAAGAUCGACUACGCCUCCCUGGACCCACUCAACAUCAAGCAGAACAACAAGCAGGCCUUCGAUGGCUUCGCGGCUCUGGGCGUGUCGCGGCUGCUGGAGCCGGCGGACAUGGUGCUGCUGUCGGUGCCUGACAAGCUCAUCGUCAUGACGUACCUGUGCCAGAUCCGCGCCUUCUGCACCGGGCAGGAGUUGCAGCUGGUGCAGCUGGAGGGCGGCGGCGGCGCUGGCACGUACCGCGUGGCCAGCGCCCAGCCCAGCCCGCCCGACGGCCUGGACGCCGGGGGCCUGGCGCAGCGGCUGCGCGAGCACCGGGCCGAGGCGCCGGAGGAGCCCAAGGGGCCCAAGGCGCCGGAGGAGCCCAAGGGGCCCAAGGGGCCCAAGGAGCCCGAGAACCGAGAACCGGACGGGGCGGCUCCCGAGGCGGCCUCCAAGGACCGCGGUGCGGAGGCCGCCCCGGAGGCGCGCUCCGCGGAAGCCCCUGCCGACGGUCCCGGAGCCCGGGCGUCCGUGCCCCCGGCCGAGGGGCUGGUGAACGGGGCGGGGGCGCCGGGCGCCGGGGGCGGCGUGAGGCUGCGGCGGCCGUCGGUCAACGGGGAGGCCGGGCCGGUGCCCCCGCCCCGCGCGCACGGCUCCUUCUCCCACGUGCGCGACGCCGACCUGCUGAAGAAGAGGCGCUCGCGGCUGCGGAACAGCAACUCCUUCUCGGUGGAAGACCCGGACGCGGGGGCCGCCGGGGCCGCGGCUGCGGAAGGCCUGGGCCCUGACCCCAGCCCUGCCCCUGGCCCAUCUACAACCACAGCCCCACAGCAGCCCCCUGGUGGGAGUUCCCCACCGGAGGAGCCACCCCCAAGUCCAGGGGACGAGGCUGGGCUGCAACGGUUCCAGGACACAAGUCAGUACGUGUGCGCAGAGCUGCAGGCCCUGGAACAGGAGCAGAGACAGAUAGAUGGGCGGGCAGCGGAGGUGGAGACACAGCUGAGGAGCCUUAUGGAGUCAGGUGCCAACAGGUUGCAGGAGGAGGUGCUGAUCCAGGAGUGGUUCACAUUGGUCAACAAGAAGAAUGCUCUCAUCCGCAGGCAGGACCAGCUGCAGCUGCUUAUCGAGGAGCAAGACCUGGAGCGGAGGUUCGAGCUGCUGAGCCGGGAGCUACGGGCGAUGCUAGCUAUCGAAGACUGGCUGAAAACGGCCGCGCAGCAACGCCGAGAGCAGCUUCUGCUGGAGGAGCUGGUGUCGCUGGUGAACCAGCGGGAUGAGUUGGUCCGGGACCUGGACCACAAAGAGCGGAUCGCCCUGGAGGAGGACGAGCGCCUGGAACGCGGCCUGGAGCAGCGGCGCCGCAAGCUGAGCCGGCAGCUGAGCCGGCGCGAGCGCUGUUCGCUGAGCUGAGGCCUCAACCACUCGGACCGCAGGCUUUCUCGCUGCCGCGCCGGGUCGCCGCCCCGGACUAGCGCUGCGGAGGACCCGGGCCGCACGGACGCGGCGCGCCGCCCGUAGGGGCCGCCGUCGCCCCCGUGUGGGGGGAAGAAGGGCGGCCUCUGGGGGCCCGACAGACAGGAGCGGCUGGACGGCCGUGCCGUCCGGGCCGUAUUUAUUUGUCCGUGUGAGUGUGUGUGCGUGUGUUCGCGGGGCCUGGGGGUCCCAGGAGCACCCCUACAGAACCCCUCCCCGAUGGCAGGGCCCGGGCCGGCCAGCGGGGGGACAGGGAUGGCCGGUGAGCCGCUGCGCCCCCGCCCUCCCCCCUUUCCUGAUCUUCGCGAGCAAUAAAGUUGGACGAGGCCACUCCAGGCCUGCCUUUCUCA